AUGGAUUACAGGAGACACUCAACACUGACAUCGAAACCUAGUGCCCUUGCCGGGAAGAACUGCAAGUGCCAAGAUCCUUCCGGAACUGGUCCUCAGUGGAAGGACCUGACCAAGAAGGUCUGUGGAGAACAACUCUCAGGCGAGAGCAUGAUUUGCCAGGCAAAUAAGAAGUACCACGGAGACCAGCACCACCAGUGCUCGAGCUCUCUGGGAUGUAUUGACGGUGGAGCUUUCAACAACUGUUGCAAGCAGCUUGGAGUAACUGGAGCUUACUGCUGGAACUAA
Messenger RNA from Ilyonectria robusta, 285 nucleotides. RefSeq lists its product as uncharacterized. The record is from RefSeq and is a predicted model, not a curated record. The coding region runs from base 1 to 285 and encodes 94 amino acids. The transcript is spliced from 3 exons. Lineage: Eukaryota; Fungi; Ascomycota; Sordariomycetes; Hypocreales; Nectriaceae.